Molecule: messenger RNA, 766 nt
Organism: Solanum verrucosum
Lineage: Eukaryota; Viridiplantae; Streptophyta; Magnoliopsida; Solanales; Solanaceae
Product: putative axial regulator YABBY 2
Exons: 6
Coding region: 228-764 (178 amino acids)
Biological process (GO): multicellular organism development; cell fate commitment
Cellular component (GO): nucleus
Source: RefSeq, a predicted model, not a curated record
GGCUUUUUCUUAAUUCCCUUUACACUUUAUAUAUUUUCUCUUUUGAGCAUCUUUUUUUUUCUUCCUUACAAUCCUUUUGCUUCAAUUGUAUACAAACUUACUUCAUAUAUAUACAUAACUAUAUAUAUAUAUAUAUAUAUAUAUAUAUAUAUAUAUUUCUUCUUCACUCUUCCCCUUUGAUCCAUGUUCUAUAGGUCAAAACCUAAAAAAAUAAUUAUAAAUAUAAAAUGUCAUUCGACAUGACUUUUUCCUCUUCAUCUUCCUCAGAACGCCUUUGUUACUUGCAGUGUAAUUUUUGCAACACUAUUCUAGUGGUUAGUGUUCCAUGCAGCAACAUGUUAACCUUAGUGACAGUAAGAUGUGGGCAUUGUGCAAAUAUGUUUUCUGUUAAUAUUGGAUCUUUAAUUCAACCUCUCCCCCUUCAAGAUGUACAAAAGCUGCAAAGGCAACAGUACACAAAUGUUGAAAAUAAUUCUAGUAAUUAUAAAGCUUAUGGUUCUUCAUCAUCAUCAUCUUCCUCCAAGUUCAACAGAUAUUCUUCCAUUGUUUCUCCUGAAUUUGAACCUAGAAUCCCUCCGAUUUAUCCACCAGAAAAAAGACAACGUGUUCCUUCUGCCUACAAUCGAUUCAUCAAGGAAGAGAUCCAAAGGAUAAAGGCCACCAAUCCUGAAAUUAGCCAUCGUGAAGCUUUUAGCACUGCUGCCAAAAAUUGGGCACAUUUUCCACAUAUUCACUUUGGACUUAAGCUGGAGGGCAACAAAUAGUG